GUGCGACCGCGGCCGGGAAACCCCGUGCGGCGCCGGGAGCGGGAUCCAUGAGGCGGCCGCGGCCAUUUUAGCGAGAUCCACCAGAGCGAGGGAGGAGAGGGCGAGGGAAAUAAAUAAAUAAAAUAGAUCGUUAAAACAUCAAUCCGUCGGAGCGCGGGAACGGGGUGGCGGAGCUGAACCGAACCGCAUCGCACCGGCAGCCCCGAGAGUAAGCGAUAAUUAGAAAUGGCUACUGAGGUGAAUGGAAAUGCAGCGCAGGUGAAGGAGGAGGAAGAACCCAUGGAUACCUCAUCUGCUGUCACCCAUUCAGAACACUACCAGGUGCUAAUAGAUGCUGGCUUGCCACAGAAAGUAGCAGAAAGGCUAGAUGAUAUCUUUCAAACAGGAUUGGUAUCUUAUGCUGAUCUUGAUGAGAGAGCUAUUGAUGCGCUCAGGGAGUUCAAUGAGGAAGGAGCACUCUCUGUAUUGCAGCAGUUUAAGGAAAGUGACCUAUCUCACGUGCAGAAUAAAAGUGCCUUUCUGUGUGGAGUAAUGAAGACCUACAGGCAGCGGGAAAAGCAAGGUAGCAAAGUACAAGAUGCCACGAAGGGCCCAGAUGAGUCAAAAAUUAAGGCACUUUUGGAACGGACUGGCUACACUUUGGAUGUAACAACAGGGCAAAGGAAGUAUGGUGGUCCUCCCCCUGAAAAUGUGCAUUCGGGUCCACAACCUGGAAUUGGAACAGAGGUAUUUGUUGGGAAGAUUCCUCGGGAUUUGUAUGAAAAUGAACUCGUUCCUUUGUUUGAGAAAGCUGGCUCUAUCUGGGAUCUGCGACUAAUGAUGGAUCCCCUGUCUGGGCAGAACCGUGGCUACGCUUUCGUUACUUUCUGCAACAAGGAUGCAGCACAGGAGGCUGUUAAACUGUGUGAUAACUAUGAAAUCCGUCCUGGUAAACACAUUGGAGUUUGUAUUUCUGUGGCCAACAACAGACUGUUUGUUGGCUCAAUUCCAAAGAACAAGACCAAGGAAAACAUUAUGGAAGAAUUCAGCAAGGUCACAGAGGGUCUCACUGAUGUUAUCCUCUAUCAUCAGCCUGAUGAUAAGAAGAAAAAUAGAGGCUUCUGCUUCCUAGAAUUUGAGGAUCAUAAAUCUGCUGCUCAGGCCAGGCGGAGGUUAAUGAGUGGUAAAGUGAAAGUCUGGGGUAAUGUAGUCACUGUUGAGUGGGCAGACCCAGUAGAGGAGCCAGAUCCAGAGGUGAUGGCAAAGGUCAAAGUGCUGUUUGUAAGAAACCUGGCUAGCUCUGUAACAGAAGAAAUACUAGAAAAGACCUUUAGUCAGUUUGGAAAACUGGAACGAGUGAAAAAGUUGAAAGACUAUGCUUUUGUUCAUUUUGAGGACCGAGAUGCAGCAGUAAAGGCAAUGGAUCAAAUGAAUGGAAGAGAAAUUGAGGGUGAAGGCAUUGAAAUUGUUCUUGCAAAACCACCUGACAAGAAAAAGAAGGAACGGCAGGCUCAACGGCAGGCAACAAGAACCCAAGUGUAUGAAGACUAUUAUUACUACCCCCCACCUCGUUUGCCACCUCCAAUCAGAGGCAGAGUCCGUGGAAGUAGAGGUGGUAGUUAUGGCUAUCCCCCAGAUUAUUACAGCUAUGAAGAUUACUAUGAUGAUUACUAUGGUUAUGAUUAUCACGAUUAUCGUGGUGGAUAUGAAGAUCCAUACUAUGGUUAUGACGAUGGAUACCCAGUUCAGAGAGGAAGAGGUGGAAGGGGUGGUAGAGGUGCAGUCCCCCCUCCCAGAGGUCGUGGUGUACCACCACCCCGAGGAAGGGCUGGAUAUCCUCAACGUGGAACACCAAUGGGACCUCCAAGAGGUGCUAGGGGUGGCAGAGGAGGCCCACAGCCACCGCAAAGAGGACGUGGAACCCGUGGUGGCAGGGGUAACCGUGGUGGCAAUGUUGGAGGAAAGCGAAAAGCUGAUGGGUACAACCAGCCAGAUUCCAAGCGACGCCAAACCAACAACCAACAGAAUUGGGGCUCCCAACCCAUCGCUCAGCAGCCUCUGCAGCAAGGGAAGCGUGGUUGAGGCUGGCCCUGACCUGUUAUCAUGACACCAACAUCCUAGGUGGGGGCUGUACAGGAAGCUGCUGUUGGAGUUAUAUGGUAAGACAAUUUCUGUGCCAAGUUUUUCCCAAACUACGUAAUAUGUUUUGGCAUCUCAUCUGGAAACUGACCUGGGAAUUAGUGCCUGAUUAACACAGACAGCAUUUCAAAUAUUAAAAAAGUCAGUCAUCUUAAAAAUAAUGUGACUUAAUUUUCUUUGGAACACUAUUUAAUUGAAUGAAGUUUACUUCACUGAAUAAUGGAGGAAAAUUUAUUCUAAAUAUUGGUGUCUAUUGAUUUGGAUCCCUAUUAAACAGAGUUUUGGAACAAGAGUUGGACUGCAUGUGUGAACUGUAUUUCUACGUGUGAAAUACUUCUGAUUAUCGAUGGAUUUUGUGCGUCACUUUCUCAAGAUCAGUAUUUGUGGUCCAGUAUUGAGGAAUGGUGAAAUUGAAUGUUAAUUCAAAAAAAACUGAACACCAAAUUCAGAAUUGGUUUUGGACCAUCUGACUGAAUGGAAGAACGAAAUAUGUUGUAGAUGAUUAUCAUCCUGUCCUGUUAAUUUCUUUGCAAGUAUUAUUAAAUGUUCAAUGAAUGCACCUUGAGAUCUGAUGAAAUUGAAGAUAUUGAAAAAUUUGUGUUAUGUCUGAGAUUUAUUAAGUAAUCAUUUAUUUGGUUAAUAUACUGUGCAGAGUUUGGUGAAAACUAGUAAUGUAUUUGCGUAGUUCUUCCCAAAGGACAUGAAAAAAAAAUCUUGAUCCGAUUGCUAAACAUUUGCAGACAAAACAUCAAAUUAUUUUCUAUCUGUAUCUUUGUGCCCAAAUAUGGUUUGGCUGAAAUUUCUCAUGUUCUGGGUGGCUUUUGAGGGUACAUUUUGAUGUCUUUGAAAUUGAUUCUUGAGUAAAACUGAACUGCUUUUUAAGUGAAUAGAUUUGCCACCUUGACUGUCUAAUAAUUGCUGAUAAUCGUAACUUGGCUUCAUUUGCGUAACCUGCAUUCAUAAAACAUUCCAAAUAUGUAAAUUUGGAAAAAAGAAACAUAGUUUAAACUGAGAUUUGUUAAUUAAUUUUUUUAAAGCAUCUAGAUUUAUCAGUUUUGAUUUUCUUUCUGCAUUCCUGAAAGAAAUCCAACAAAUUGAGCAAAUGUAUUUGCGAAGUGAGGAAAAAUUCCAUUUGCAUCAAGAUAUUCAAUAUUAUUUUCCCUAAAAGUCGGACAGGACAUUCAACAAUUACAAUGUAUUAUUGUUGACCAUUGAUGGUUUUCUGUUGUGUAUGGUCUGCAAGAAAAUAUUUGUAAGAUAAAGGAUAUUUCUGGCAGUCUAUUGGGAUGGGGAAUUGGGAAAAUUUCAGGAAAUUAUCCACACCUGGCUUAGGAGAGAAGACAUUUAACGUACUUGCAAACAAAAGCCCCCCAAUAAUUCUGACUUUUAUUGAAAUUUACACAUCCAAAUAGUCAAUUUCAAAGGAAGUGCCAAUUCUGAAAAUUUAGUUUGACUGGCCACUACAGAAUAUUUAUCUAAUUUUGAAAUACAGUUCUUAAGAAGAAAAGCUGCAUCAUAAAAUCUAUUGGAUCUGCUUACCUAAUAUACGUUGUGUUACUGUCUUUGAUGUUGAACUCUUAAAGCCAAGUUCCAAUUAAGUGACCAUUUCCAUUCCAGAUUAUUGCAGCACAAAACAUGUUUUGUCUUUUUGUUUUAAACCUAAUCCAUAAUUUUAUACUUGCAUGUAGAGGUGGUGUAUACCGAUCAGUGAUAUACAAAAUAUACCUUACAUUUAUGGUGUGAUUAGACUGACUUAGGACGUCCAUCUCCUCUGUUGCAUAUUCAGUGACACACCAUUAUCCUAAAAUCCAACACUCAGAUUUGAACAGGCAUGUUCUUCCCAGAAUCGACAUUGUUAUGAAGAGAUGUGAGAGUGAGCUUUUCUGUCUUUUGCUUUGUUUUCCAGUUUGUUGGCUCCAUGUUGAAAAUGAGUGGUAUAAGAAUCUUGAAUCUUCCAUUAAAGUGUUUCACAAAAGUCGCAUUGUGAUUUUGCCUGUAUUUGAUUUACUAAAUUGUGUAUUAUAAGGUCAGCUUAGUAUGUGAGGCGUUCAGAUAAAUUGCAUCUGAUUCAAUAUGGAGCGAAUAAUGAAGGAGCAAGUCCUUCUGAGCAGAAUUUCCUGGUUUAUCAAAAACAAAGCUGGACGUUUGAUGAUUAAUCGUCAUUGUGGCAUUUCUGGGUAAAUGGCAUUGAUUUGUAGGGAUCUAGUUGUGGGUUACAGUUAGUAUUCUUGUUUUGUUUAACAUGUAUAAAUGUGAAAUGUAGAAUGCCACUGAGGUGAGGAUUAUUUGUGUAUUAAUGCUGCACUUGGAAGUUAAACAAGCUGCAGUGAAUGUGCCUUUGCAUUGCCACUUGCAACUGAGAAAAGCUUGUAUUACAUAAGCUAUGCAGCAGGCCAUGCGUGUCAUAUACAGAGUUGGUCUAUAAUUUUGCAAGCAUUCCUUUUUGUAAAGUUGAACAAUUAUCUUUUAAAACAUAUAAAUUCUAAUUCUAUUUCCUACUAUAAAACACACAUUUAGAUCCAAUAAUUUCAUGAAGUGAUCAUGAAGCAGCAAUGAUUGUACUGAUAUUAAAUGAAAAGAGAUACGUACCUGCAGAGUCUGCCAAUAGGUCAUUUUUGAUCAGGAGCUAGUGAGAAUUAAUGAUAUGCUGAGUCAGGCUUGCAUUUGCCUUCUCGGAGCUGCAUUAUCAGUAAGAUUAGGCCAUACUUUGGAACUUCAUUGCUUUGAUGUCACUAUGUUCGAAGCAGUAUGGCCAAGAUUUACAAAUGAAUUAGUUCUGUUCAAUGCAGAAUAAUGUUCUCCUGAAUUGAAGAAAGCCAAAAGUGAGAACUUGAUUAUGGAACAAGUAUUAAUUUGAAUUUAUGUUGAACAAGGAGGUUUCAACUUUAAAAAAAAGUUUUACUUGGAGAGCGAGCACUUUUGUUCAGUUUUGUAAACUUAUUCGGAAGGACAUAUAACAAGCAAAUAUGCCAAAAGAUGUAAUGGACCGAGUAACUUAAUGAGCGGCAGUGCUUCGAUCUCAACCUUUUUACCAUGCAGGUGUGCUUCAAUUUUGUUGUAAUCUAUCCAGUGUUCAUGAAAAUGUCUUCUGAUUUUGAAGAUUUUCACCAAAUAAAGGGUCAAAAUUUAAAACUUGAUCAGUAUUUGACUUCUAUCUGGAUCUACAUGUUGAAGAAUACCUCUCUAUACGAAAAGCCGUUUAUCUUAUAAUGGCAAGCUCUGAAUGCUCACGUUCAAAACCACAAUUUGAAUUAUUGCUUUUGAAAACGAACAUUUUCUAAGAUUUGGAGCAGAAGUUGAAAAUCUCUAGGUUCCUCUUUUUUGUGCGACUCAAAUGUGUAUACAGCACAAUUGAAUAAAUCCCACAGAACCAACUGCUUUAUUUCUAAUAAAUCUUCCUAAUCAGUAACUGAAUACUUGCAACCAUAUUCUGUUGUGCUUUAAAGUUAUGUUUUUGCACAAUUCGUCAGGUUUUGUUAUAACAAAAUAGUUAUAUCUGGCAGGUUUAAGCAGAUUCUGCAUUACCUACUGUUGCCAUAGAGUGGACACAGUUCUUUGGAGCUUAGUGGCACCAAGCAAGGUGACUAGGUCAUUACGUGAGCAUUGUUUGCCACUGCCGUAGAUGCUCUUGCUGCACUGAUUGCAACUUGCUGAAAGGAAACAUGGCCCAAGAAGUAAAGCAUUUUCACCACAAGAUGGCAGUCUGCAUUCAUCAACUCCGUUGUCUUGAAGAAAGUGAACCAUUAGAAAUGUUUUCUUCACAUAAGGAAAUUUACACUUCAGGAACUUGUGCUUCACCUUCAGAAUUAAUCAUCAAGUUCCCUUUUAUACGUAUUAGGUAGAUUUCAUUCCUCCGACAUUUGCUCUAGUAUGUCAGACUCUAAGAUAAGAUGAGAUCAUUUGAUAAAGUGAAGAACUUAUUUGUAUCAAUCUGCAUAAAUAAAAAAAACAGUAAUUUUGAGAUUUAGAUGUGGGAGAGUGAUUUGACUUGAUAUCAAAAUGUCCUCUAGAAAAGAUAUUAAUGAAAGAAUUCUAUUUCCUAGUACCUAAUGCUUAAGUUAUACCAAAUUUAAACACGUAUUCUUUGUACUGUCUUUAAUAAAAUGUUGCUAUUCUG
Molecule: messenger RNA, 6235 nt
Organism: Stegostoma tigrinum
Lineage: Eukaryota; Metazoa; Chordata; Chondrichthyes; Orectolobiformes; Stegostomatidae
Product: heterogeneous nuclear ribonucleoprotein R
Exons: 14
Coding region: 226-2061 (611 amino acids)
Cellular component (GO): nucleus; ribonucleoprotein complex
Molecular function (GO): mRNA binding
Source: RefSeq, a predicted model, not a curated record